AUCUUACAUCAUGCAAGGACCGUCAGCAGCAGACUACAGUACUUGGUGCAACAUCAUCAGCACUACCAGUAACCUACGAAGUUCCCCAAGGCUCAAUCCUUGGACCGCUACUGUUCCUAUUAUAUCAGAACAAUCUCCCCAACUCCAUCAACCACUCGAAGAUUGCGACGUUUGCUGACGACACAAAGAUUUACCAGGUGAUAAACGCGAAGGCUGAUGCAUCCGCUAUGGAGAAUGAUCUUGCGAACUUCCAAACCUCCUCUGCCAAUGCUAAUCUUCUCUUCAACACAGAUAAAUGUAAGACGCUUCGAAUUACUAGAAAACUAAACAAAAUCGACCAUACAUACAAGUUGCACGAUUCCUCUCUGAAAACCACAGAUUGCGACCGUGACCUUGGCGUCUGGACCUCCUCCACCCUCACAUGGUCCAAACAG
This is a messenger RNA of Paramuricea clavata, 434 nucleotides long. The record is from the annotation of a GenBank genome assembly. NCBI's taxonomy places the organism in Eukaryota, Metazoa, Cnidaria, Anthozoa, Malacalcyonacea, Plexauridae.